UUCCAGAGUGUCUCUUUCGCUGCCAGGUCAUUGCGUUGAGUCGUGUGCGGUAUUAUACCUCACAGUAAUAUAAGCCGCGGUGUAUUAGUUUCUAAUAUUUAUUGCUCAAUUCCUGCGCAUCACGCUGUGAGAGACAUUAGUGGAAGGAUUACUAGCAGGUUUCGAGAAAUACCCUCAAAUUCAGCAUUUCAGUUAUUCACUGUGCUCAGUUGGCAUUCUGUGCUGUUAGGAGCCUGUACCUUAGCGACCAAACGGAUCUCUUUCUGAGAAAAGAACCCCCAAAAACUUGAAGAUGGCUGAGAAACAGAUUAGUCUGCCUGCCAAACUCAUAAACGGUGGAAUCGCAGGGAUCAUCGGGGUGACUUGUGUCUUUCCAAUUGACUUGACUAAAACAAGGCUGCAGAAUCAGAGGAAUGGACAACAGAUCUAUAAGAACAUGUGGGAUUGCUUGAGAAAGACCCUGCGCUCGGAAGGUUAUUUUGGAAUGUACAGAGGUGCAGCAGUAAAUUUGACUCUUGUGACUCCAGAGAAAGCAAUUAAGCUGGCAGCUAAUGACUUUUUCAGACAACACUUGUCUAGAGAUGGCAAACGUUUGUCUCUCUAUAAAGAAAUGCUGGCAGGAUGUGGUGCUGGAACAUGUCAAGUUAUUAUUACUACUCCAAUGGAGAUGCUAAAAAUUCAGCUCCAGGAUGCUGGAAGACUUGCAUGUCAGCAGAAGACUAUUACUAGUAUACAAUGCCCGACUCCUGGAACCAAGCACUUAAACCCAAUUCCUGUACUCACAAGGGCUUAUAAUGUUGCACCAACUUCAGUAGCUCAAAAGAUCUCUGCUACACAUAUUGCAUCUGAGUUGCUGCGCACGGAAGGCGUUAAAGGACUAUACAAGGGAUUGGGAGCAACAUUACUGAGGGAUGUACCAUUCUCCAUCAUCUACUUCCCAUUAUUUUCCAAUCUCAAUCAGCUGGGGAAAUCCUCUCCAAAUGACAGGGCUCCCUUCUUGCACUCGUUUGUUUCAGGCUGUAUAGCUGGUUCUGUUGCAGCUGUGUCUGUCAAUCCUUGUGAUGUGAUAAAAACACGACUUCAAUCCUUAAAUAAAGGAGCAAAUGAAGAGAGCUAUAAUGGAAUUGUAGACUGUGUCAGGAAAAUCUGGAUCAAGGAAGGUCCAUCAGCUUUUUUGAAAGGGUCUGGAUGCCGAGCAUUAGUUAUUGCCCCUUUAUUUGGUAUAGCCCAAGUUAUAUACUUUUUAGGUGUGGGAGAAACCCUCAUUGAAUUUGCCCAGUUGAACAGAUUGACGUCUUAAAAGCAUACAUUCCUCUGGACAGGAACUGUGGAGGUUUUAAAUUAACCAUGACGAGCCAAUACGUUUUACAGCAUUUGUCGGGUCUGGUGAAACAAUCCACUAUUGUGCUGUAUAGACCACUAGACUUUCUCAUAGCACUGAAAUUAUGUAGCGUGUUUGUCUGUGAUAUUCGUUUUGAAUCAUUCAGCACUUUCUUAUCAUAGACAUAUCACCUCAAGACAUUGGCACUCGGUUGCUGUAGCAGUAACGCAAAAUUACAGCAAUAAUGAGGAACUGUCGCUGUUAAAGCAUUCCCUAUUUUGUUUGGUCUUAAAAGUCAGUUUUUUAUAACUUAUCUGUGAAGUAGAUUAGAACCUUAGUCUAUCUAUACAUUGUACUAGCCAAAUCAAAUGAACACAGCAACGCUAAAGCCUUUCUUAUGCUAAUGAAUGGGCUGUAUUUGUCCCCUACCAUUCGCAUCAGUGUGAGUUCACAAGUUAAGCAUUGUGAGGAACUGCUGAUGUGAGCAGCCCACCCAGUAUAAUUUAACUUAAAGAUCUGGAAACGUUGCUCAGAUAUAAAAUUAAUUAAAUGUAUAGAUGCAAUUUGCUGCCAUCUAAAAUGAUGCCCUCUUUUUAUGAAAGAUACAUUUCAAAAUAGGUGAUGCAAUAAGAUGUGCCCAUUUUCUUAAAGGAAACUUGUCAUAAAACAAAGGG
Spea bombifrons (plains spadefoot toad) is the source of this 1995-nucleotide messenger RNA. RefSeq names its product mitochondrial glutamate carrier 1-like. The transcript is spliced from 11 exons. Bases 293 to 1300 code for a protein of 335 amino acids. Gene Ontology annotation, biological process: aspartate transmembrane transport; L-glutamate transmembrane transport; malate-aspartate shuttle. Lineage: Eukaryota; Metazoa; Chordata; Amphibia; Anura; Pelobatidae. The record is from RefSeq and is a predicted model, not a curated record. Gene Ontology annotation, molecular function: L-aspartate transmembrane transporter activity; L-glutamate transmembrane transporter activity.